Meloidogyne enterolobii is the source of this 1103-nucleotide messenger RNA. The record is from the annotation of a GenBank genome assembly. NCBI's taxonomy places the organism in Eukaryota, Metazoa, Nematoda, Chromadorea, Rhabditida, Meloidogynidae.
UUUUAACAAAAAAUUGCUUUUUCAUAAAACAUGGCAAUUUUCCACCUUCUAGUAAAUUUAUUUUCCAACUCCUUUCCUUCCACCUUCUCCACAUUUUAAACAAAAAUUGAAGCAUUUCAUUAUGUUUGAUGGGCAAUUGCCUUUCAAAUAUAUUUAUUCAACGCGGAAUGGAUUUAAUUUUACGAUUCCUACAACUCCGACAAUCAAAUCCGACAACAAAUCUUUCACAUUCUCCAAAUCCAGAAGGCCCUGUCGAUGAUAUUCAAGACGAAAUAAGAGCUGAGGGAACUCAAAGGGUUCGUAUUGAAGUUCCAAAACAAGAAUUGACAGAGACUCUUUUACAAGAAUAUUUGGAAUUGGAAAGAAUGGCAAGAAGAUUGGAGAGAAAACAAGUGUUGAGCAAUUGGGAAACAAAAAAUCACCUUGCGGAUGAAGCUAUGAGAAAGCUUGUUCAUUUGGAGGCUAGGCAUAAAGAGUUGAAAAAACAAACGGAGAAAGCUCGAGCAGAUCUUGAACAUUUGAAGCAGCCCGGUAUUCGAGCCCACCUUCGACAACAAGGCAUUUAUCAGAGUAGACAUGAAAAGGCGAAAGAAUUGGUUGAGUCGGCAGUUGUUAAAGAGGAGAAUUCAUUUAAAGAGAUAGCGACAAUUAAAGCAGAAUAUUCCCGUGCACAACUUGUUGCCAACCGCUACCGUGAAACAUGUGAGAAACUUGAAAAAGCACAUCAAAAACAAGAAGAAAUUUUUUGUUCGGUCAAUGGUUCUGCCGAAUAUAUGGAUCUCGUACCCGUAAGAGAGUUGGAAUCAGCACAAGGCUGGUUGCAGAGGGUGACACUCGCAAAAUUUAAGUGGACAAAUGGAAGGUAUUUUAAAAUGCUUAAUGACUCUCGACCAGAGCUGCGUCGAAAUUUCGAUUUUCGACUUUCGAUUUUCGACGUUUUUUUUACCGAUUUUCGAUUUCCGAAUUUCGAAUUUUUUCAUAAAAUUUCGAUUUUCGAUUUCGAUAAUUUUAGUUUUUUCGAUUUUCGUUUUAUUUUCGACUUUUUUUGCAAAAUUGAAUUAUCUUUUUUCUUAAGAUUUUAUUCAUGCGGCGCCAAAAAAUGA